GCGAUUAAGGAAGAGAGCGUGAGCGAGAGCGAGUGCGAGGCGGAGCCUACUGGGACUGGGGUAAAUUUGACUCCGGAGAGAUAUCCUUUUCAGACUGUUGGGAGUUGGCGCGUUUGGGAAUUAGUACAAGCGCAGGGGUUCGGCGGGUUCCGAGGGACAGAACGAGAUGGCAAGAGGCAGCGGCCACCGGAGGGAUUGUAAAUCCGACGACGACUGCUCCGUUGCGUCGCGGUGGCUCUCUCCGGCCAUGUAUCCGGUGUGUAUACGCACCAACACAGCUGUAAGCCCCAGCUGGGACAUACGGCAGCAGCAGGAGUACGACGACAGCGUGUGCCGUCUCCUUCUGGCGAACGGGUUUGGGUAGCGGGAAAACUCAAAAGUUAACCCAGAAGGAACAGAGCAGAGCGGAGCGAACGAAUGUUUCCAGUGGCAGAGAACCAGUAGCAGCAGCAGCAGCCGCUAGUGUAAAACUCCGAUCGUAACUUUGGCCGCGUGCUGAUUUCAGUUGGGGUUUAGCAGCCACACGGGACGAACGUUUACACUCUCUGGAGAUCUGACCCGCGCGGGAACCGGAACAGGCCGUGUUUUUCGGGAGUGUGAGGUGAAGCAGUAGCAAAUCGGACACUGGAGACCAACAGCGGUAGCACCUGUGGUAGACGUCGAUAGUGGAACAUGUGCGUGGAGAAGAACCAGUAGAGGUGACACACACGUCUUCGACCGGGACCUGUACGUGCGGUGAUUUAUGUGGUUUUGCGGAAGUUUGGGUUUCGAUCCCUGGUGAAUAACGAAUUGUGUUGUGGUGUUGUCGAUUAGUGCGUGAGAAGAAACAACCGGAAGUGUGACAUUCGUAAGCUUCUGAAGCGAAGUGUCUUGUGUGGUGAAUCAGUGGUUUAAAAAGAAGCGACCAAGCUCAACCCAUUCAGGUCCUCCGGAGGAACCUGAGUGGUCCACGGCACCUUCUAUCAACAAGCGGUCACAAUAGUCGUCACGGUGUACGACAACGGACUAAAGCUGCGUUCGGACGAGACCGUGCCGGGCUUCAGCUCGGCAUCGCCCUGGCCAACGCUCGAGCUCGAAUGGGGCCGGAAGCUGUACCCGUCGUCGGUGCCGCGCGGCGCCGGUGGCAUGAUGUUCGGCCUUCCGCCAUCCGGGGCCGACAUGAACCAGCCGCGCGGCCCGAUGACCUCGCUCAAGGAGGAACCGCUCGGAGCCCGCGCCUGGAUGCAGCCUGCCGUCGAUACCACCAACUUGGGCAUCGGGCGGGCCCACUUUGAGAAGCAGCCUCCGAGCAACCUGAGAAAGUCCAACUUUUUCCACUUUGUGGUGGCGCUGUACGACCGGGCCGGCCAGCCCAUUGAGAUCGAGCGGACGGCCUUCAUCGGGUUCAUCGAGAAGGACCAGGUAGAAUCGGAUGGACAAAAGACUAACAACGGAAUCCAGUACCGGUUACAGCUGUUAUACGCGAAUGGUGCCCGCCAGGAGCAGGACAUCUUUGUGCGGCUCAUCGAUUCCGUUACGAAACAGGCAAUAGUGUACGAAGGUCAGGACAAGAACCCGGAAAUGUGCAGGGUGCUACUGACCCACGAAGUGAUGUGCAGCCGAUGCUGCGACAAGAAGAGCUGUGGCAAUCGCAACGAAACACCGUCAGAUCCUGUGAUUAUAGACCGAUUUUUCCUUAAAUUUUUCCUCAAGUGUAACCAGAACUGCUUAAAGAAUGCCGGCAAUCCGCGCGACAUGCGACGAUUUCAAGUAGUGAUAGCGACCCAGGUCUCGGUGGACGGCCCGCUGCUCGCCAUCUCGGACAACAUGUUCGUGCACAACAACAGCAAGCACGGCCGCCGGGCGAAACGGCUCGAUCCCGAAGGUACGGGAAGUUCUCCGUUGGCAAUCUCGGGCCAUCCGCUGGCCCCGGACAGUACGUACGACGGCAUCUAUCCCCCGCUACCCAUGGCAACGCCCUGCAUCAAGGCGAUCUCGCCGAGCGAAGGCUGGACCACGGGCGGCGCGCAGGUCAUCAUCGUCGGCGACAACUUCUUCGACGGGCUACAGGUGGUCUUCGGGACGAUGCUGGUGUGGAGUGAGUUGAUAACAUCGCACGCGAUACGGGUCCAAACGCCGCCGCGGCACAUACCCGGUGUGGUCGAGGUUACGCUGUCCUACAAGAGCAAACAGUUCUGCAAGGGAUCGCCGGGCCGGUUUGUCUAUGUCUCUCUAAGUGAACCCACCAUCGACUACGGUUUCCAGCGACUUCAAAAGCUAAUCCCGCGACAUCCGGGCGAUCCGGACAAGCUCCCAAAGGAGAUCAUCCUGAAGCGAGCCGCCGACCUGGCCGAGGCGCUCUACUCGAUGCCCCGAUCGCCGAACGGUUCCUCCGGCUUCAACUCGUACAGUGGCCAGCUGGCGGUCAGCGUCCAGGACGGCACGGGCCAGUGGGCGGAAGCCGACGAGUACACCCGGGCCCAGAGCAGCAGCGUGAGUCCCCGGGGAGGGUACUGCAGCAGUGCGUCGACGCCGCACUCGUCCGGCGGGGGGUCGUACGGCAGCAGCAACGGGUACGCGACCGCGUCCAACAUGAGCGGGCUCACGUCCUCGCCGGCCAGUGUCUUCAACUCUUCGUCGAUCACUUCGUCGGCCAACCUGUGGCACUCGCAGCUGGUUCCGUCGCACGCCGGGUACACGGCCGCGGCCGCUGCCGCCGCCACCGGUUCCCACCAGUUCUGGCACGCCUCGUCCACGGCGUCCUCUGUAGCGACUGCGGUUUAAGCUUAAAUUGUUGAGGAAGCCCAAUCUUUACUGAAUCAACGGACUGAUGAGUGGAGGCAGUGGUUUCAGUCCGUACUCUAUGACCACCUGCGGGUCCCAGGGCUACACCCCAAGUCCGCUGGCGGCGGCCACCACGACGUCCAAGUAAAGCAAGAGAGGAAAAGUGCACCCCGACCCCAAAUUGUUUGUUGUUUGUUAGAAUCUUUCCCCAUCCUCGAGAAAAAAAAAGUCCGUUCCUUGUUCCUGUACAUUAACAUCGCAAAAAAGCAAACUUUUUUCCUUCCCCUGAUAAGCUCAUCUAUUUAUUUAAAAAUUUAUUUUGUGUUCUAAGUGCAAUAAAAAAAAAUCACAACCCUUUGCAGUUAAAAAAAUGACUGUAAAUUGUACACUUUGUAAAAAGCAAAUAAAAAAGUUAUCAAAAAAAUUAAUUGUAAGAUGCUUGGUAGUUAAAAAUUUUGGGAAUUUUUCCAACCAAAAAAUCAACGAAAUAACGUAAAAAAACAUAGUAAAAUACAUAUCCUGCUAAACACAGAAAGAAAACAACCAACUUAAAAAACGAACAUUUCAUCAGUCAUAUCUACAUGUGUCAGUAAUCAAAUUUAUUACAAGAAUAGUUAUUGCAAAAAAUCAGCAUCAAUAAACAAAAGAGAAGGAGAGCGAGAGAAAACAUUCAUUCUAAAAAACACGCAGCAAAAUUUGUAUACGAACUCUUCUUUACACAUCCAACUACGCUCAUUUAACUCUUUUACUCAGUUAGAAUUGCCAAAAUAGAAAAUCGAAUCUCAACCUAAAAUUCACAUUUCAUUUGAUCCCCCUCCCCUCUAGAACCAGUGAACGAAAUGAUCUCUUUUUGUAUAAAGAAACGAAAACAAAUCUGCAAUGGUACUUAGUUUUACGCUGUAAGAAACAAAUAUAUAUUUUGAUUAGUGCAAAUUUAUCCGCUCUAGCGUUUUAUUAUUGUGUAGAAAAGCCAGUUUAGUUUUGUGUCCCCUACUCACACCCGCCACCACCCCACUCUCAGUCUGCUCGAACAAAAAAGAGAAUUAAAAGUAACAUCGCAAAGCAAACGAAAAUGAAUUAAAUUAAAAACAAAUCAAUUACUGUUAAAUAGUUUCAAUUUUUGCAACAAAAAGGAAAAAGUAACCAGUAAGAGACGAAAUUUGAAGAGGUUUAACAAAAUGCAUCACAGUAAAAGCAGCAAAAAAACAAUGCUCUUAUUUAUAUACACAAACACACACACACGCGCAGAAAAGAAAAGUCACACUUGCUAAAGAAAACAACAUAGGAAAUUUAAUCAAUUACGAAAUCAAAAUCGACGCAAAUAUCACGAACAGAAACAAACACGUACAUAACAAAAACACUUUUUGUCCGACGUGGAACAGCGGAAGUUGAGGAUAUCAAAAAAAGAUAGAGAGACAAACGAAGGUGAAAUGAUGAUGAAAUUAAACAUAUUGGUGUGAAAAUUAAGA
This is a messenger RNA of Culex pipiens pallens (northern house mosquito), 4232 nucleotides long. RefSeq names its product transcription factor collier (gene kn). Bases 1126 to 2763 code for a protein of 545 amino acids. The transcript is spliced from 14 exons. The record is from RefSeq and is a predicted model, not a curated record. Gene Ontology annotation, biological process: regulation of transcription by RNA polymerase II. Gene Ontology annotation, molecular function: RNA polymerase II cis-regulatory region sequence-specific DNA binding; DNA-binding transcription factor activity, RNA polymerase II-specific. NCBI's taxonomy places the organism in Eukaryota, Metazoa, Arthropoda, Insecta, Diptera, Culicidae.